GUGUCGAAUUUAUUAUUGAUGUUUCUAUGUUGCACUUUCAUGUUCUCGUUUUUAUUUGGGUUUACAUUAUCCCAUCAUUUGCUCGUCGUAUUGCAACCACCACAGACAAGAAUAAUUUUUACUUGAUUUCUUUUGUAAACAUCUUGGCGGGACUCGAGGGUGGGGUUGGGAACUGUGUUCCUGCUGGUACCUAUUUACGCUUGUAAUGUCGAUCAUACUGCGCUGGGUAAUAGAAUCUGUUGACGGAUCUUGCCUUUGAUGUGUGAUCGACGUAACUUGCAAGUUAGUGGGACGGACAUCGGAAGGCGUGGGACCGUGGAUGCGUCGGUGUGCACGACGAUUCUCCUCCAGACCCGGGACUGGGCAGGACAAAUGAACGCCCAUUUCCCAAACCGGCAUUUGCCGAUCUUGUCAUCCUCGAUGAGCGGUGUCGCCCUGAAAAAAAUCCUCGUCGUCGGAGGGAACGGCUUCAUCGGCUCUGCAGUCUGUCGCGCCGCGUUGGCAAAGGGCAUGCAGGUCACGUCUGUGAGCUCGUCUGGGCGCCCAUACCGUACGCCCAAGGGCCACAGCCCAACAUGGACAGAAAAAGAAAGUCGCUCUCUUUCGUUUUCUCACGAAGACGACACCUUGACCGCAUGCGAGUGUGCUCUGCAGGACGCCAACGGGGUAGUGCAUACGCUUGGGACGCUCCUUGACGACGGCAAAUACAAGACCGCGGUAAACGAAGGGAGCCUUUCCGGCCUAGUGGGGAGUUUGAUUGGCUCGCAGAACCCCUUGGAGAAGAAGACGACUAGCGGGUACGAGAGCCUCAACCGUGAUGCUGCGCUCCGAGUUUGUGAAGCUUUUGUGAAUUCCGGGCCAGCAGAGGGCCUCUCACGUCGUCCGUUCGUAUACAUAUCAGCAGAGGAUAUUUUUCGACCCAUUAUUCCCGCCCGAUACAUUGAAACCAAACGCGAAGCAGAAGCAGGAAUCGACAGCCUUGUGUCUCAGAAACCUGGCCAAUUCCGUGGUGUCUACAUUCGACCCAGUCUCGUCUAUCAUGCGCACUUUCGCCCCCUAAGCACACCAUUUGCGGCGCUCCUUGAGUUUUCCGCUGUCAUGCAUUCCAAGGUUCCUCGCGGGAUCCCGACGCCCUCAAGUGUACUUCGUUCGAUAGGGUCUGCAUUGGCAGUACCAGAAGUGACGAACAGCAUGUCGAAUGCUCUCACCAUUCCACCCAUCCAUGUCGACCAUGUUGCCGAGGCAGUCUGUGUGGCGCUGGAGAAUGAUGCAGUUAGUGGGGCAGUUGGGGUAAGGGAGAUGCGAGAAAUGAUAGGAUGGAUGGCUACACCUAGCGACGGAUCAUUGAAUGGAGCACACUGAAUAAAUUUCUGCCAAUUACAUCUAACUCUUAUUUGGCUGUACAGCAACAUUCGGACUUGACUCGAUCACCUGGCCUAGGCCUCCCCGUAAGCUAGCUGACUCAGGGGCUGCCCCAAACUUUACCGUCUGUUAUUUAUUUAUUACCAACACUACUUGUCCCAAUUUCUUUCCCCGCCUACCCCGCUCCAGUCUUCAUGUUGUCCUUCCCAGUCGCGAGACCGCGUUCAGCGACGGUGACAGUGACCAAGAGACUCCUCUCGUCGACG
This is a messenger RNA of Guyanagaster necrorhizus, 1628 nucleotides long. RefSeq names its product NAD(P)-binding protein. Gene Ontology annotation, molecular function: protein-containing complex binding. Bases 259 to 1362 code for a protein of 367 amino acids. NCBI's taxonomy places the organism in Eukaryota, Fungi, Basidiomycota, Agaricomycetes, Agaricales, Physalacriaceae. The record is from RefSeq and is a predicted model, not a curated record. The transcript is spliced from 7 exons. Gene Ontology annotation, cellular component: mitochondrion.